Messenger RNA from Scylla paramamosain (green mud crab), 3951 nucleotides. RefSeq names its product tigger transposable element-derived protein 1-like. Bases 1275 to 3293 code for a protein of 672 amino acids. The transcript has 4 exons. Gene Ontology annotation, cellular component: nucleus. Gene Ontology annotation, molecular function: DNA binding. The record is from RefSeq and is a predicted model, not a curated record. NCBI's taxonomy places the organism in Eukaryota, Metazoa, Arthropoda, Malacostraca, Decapoda, Portunidae.
UUUUCUUUAACAGUCAACAACCCAAGGCUGCAGAGAACGGCGGCGCGGUGGUGAUUACUAGGCGGCAUCUCUUGAACAUUUUUAAAAUUAUUGGAGUGUGUGGGUUGUGUGGUAGCCUCAUUUUGAUUAAAAAACGUUUGACAGUGACUGUGAGAAGUGCAAGGAGGAGGUAACACGUCGCUGCAGAGGGACAGCAUGUGAAAGGAAGAUCUGAAUGAAUUGAGCAUCUUUGGUCUUGUGGCAAGUCAGAAGGUAAAGCAAUAUUUGGACACUCAGGCAUCUACUCCUGCAUUAUCAUACCAGUCCUGCAGGUGCAUGGCACACCCACUCAAGACAGACAGACCAGCACACCAGCCCUGCAUGACCAGAAAGAUGAGGUGGUGGUGGCUAAGAGACAUUUUACUUCUAUACACAAACAGACCAAAAGGAGGACACUCUUUUCUGGAGAGAAGAAACUUGAGUGUAAGGAACAUGGAAAGAUGAAAUCGAGCUUUAUAUUGGUCAUCAGCUGACAUGUACAGAAAUGCUCACAAGUGGCCUCUGUAACCUCACUCUUUCCAAGAGACUGGACUGAAUCCUGGGACCACACACUUCACAGGGAGGAUAUCUAAGUUCAUGCAAAGGAAAAAUAUGAAGGCACAAGAGUGUAAGAAAUGAGGUUGAUUGCUCCUACACACCAAGCUACAACAAAGAACUUAGAUGAGGUUGAUGUACUCAACAGAUAUGAACAAUAAAAAAUAAAGGCUGGGCAAGUCUAGAAACAUCAGAUGAAACUGGUAGAAACUGGAGAGAGAGGUGGAUCCCAAAACUAGGACCUAUCACUACCUCUUUGUGACACUUUGCUUCUUCUGGGAGUGUCCACCCAAUGAGGCAGCCACAGCAGAAGAGCAUCCAUGUCUCCCUAUCCAAAUAUUCACUUCUUGAAAGCCUUGAUUAACAUUUCUUUUCCCAAUAUUCUUCCGUCUUGCAAGUGGCCUUCCUCAACUUUACUCUCAUGUAGUUUCUCUGAAAACUCUUCUCUCUUCAAACUCUCAUCCAUAAUUAGUAUGGCAGAGUCAACACCAUGCAAACAAUUAUUUGUAUUGUGAUAUUAUGUCACAGGACUUCCUGCUCACUGACCAGUGUUAUGAACUGAGACCAAAGUAUGAAGAGCCUUUCCUUAAGUCCAGGAGAUAGAAAGCAGAUUGAAAGAAAAUGUUGAGUUAACCUGCUUGGCCUUCUGAGUGUGACCCUUCAUGUAAUUUAGUUUUAUUUCGAUAUGAAUCAAUUUAUGGAUGAUAAAUUUUUUCUGUAAAAUUUGUGCAAAUUUUCAAAAACAACACUGUGUAGCACUUUGGUUUACUUUGUGUUUUCACUUUGAUUUUUUUUUUUUCUCCCAUUAUCAUCCUUGUGCAUUCACCAUGGCACCCAGGAAGAACAGUGCAGCAAGUAGGUGUAAGAGGAAGACUGUGAGAGCGACAAUUGAGUUUAAGAAAAAACUUAUUGCUAAGCAUGAGAGUGGUUUGCGUGUGUCUGACCUCGCUGCCAUGUUUCAGAUGCCAAAAUCGACUGUGUGUACAAUUCUGAAAAAUAAAGAAGCGAUAAAGGCAGCUGAUGUUGCGAAAGGUGUUAAGACUCUGACUUCUCAAAGAUCAAAGUUUAUAGAGGAGAUGGAAAAAGUUCUCUUAGUGUGGAUACACGAAAAACAGUUGCUUGGUGAUCAUAUCUCUGAGGUUAUAAUUUGUGAGAAAGCCAAGCUCCUGCAUGCCAAGUUUAAAAGAGACAUGCCCGGAAGUAGUGCUGACAGCGAAGAGUUUAAGGCUAGCAGGGGAUGGUUCGAAAACUUCAAGAAAAGAACUGGGAUCCACACUGUUAUACAUAGAAGGGUUGCUGGUUCGAAUGUGAAUGCAGCGACAAGUGUUAAACGUAGAGACGUUGCUGAUUUCAGUGUGGAUGCAGCAAGUCUUAUACAUAGAGAGGUUGCUGGUUCAAAUGUGGAUGCAGCAACAAGUGUCAUAGAUAGAGAGGUUGCUGGUUCGAAUGUGGAUGCAGCAACAAGUGUUAUACAUAGAGAGGUUGCUGGUUUGAAUGUAGAUGCAGCAACAAAGUUUGUGUUGAAUGUGGAUGCAUCAGCAAAGUUUGUGUCGAAUGUGGAUGCAUCAGCAAAGUUUGUGUCGAAUGUGGAUGCAGCAGCAAAGUUUGUGAAGAAAUUUAGUGAGUUUGUGAACACAGGGGGGUAUGUGGCACAACAAGUGUUCAAAUGUGAUGAGACAGGCCUCUUCUGGAAAAAGAUGCCAAGCAGGACCUACAUAACUAAAGAAGAGAAAUCUUUACCAGGGCAUAAGCCAAUAAAAGACAGGCUUACUCUCUUGUUAUGUGGUAAUGCUAGUGGAGAUUGCAAGAUAAAGCCUUUGCUUGUGUACCACUCAGAGAAUCCACGUGUAUUUAAAAAGAAUAAUGUUAUGAAGAGCAAACUUAAUGUUAUGUGGAGGGCGAACAUAAAAGCUCGGGUUACCAGGCAGUUCUUCACCGAGUGGAUUCAUGAGGAGUUUGCUCCAUCUGUGAAGAUUUAUCUUGAGGAAAACAACUUACCCCUGAAGGCUCUUCUUGUGAUGGACAACACUCCUGCUCAUCCUCCAGGCUUGGAAGAUAAUUUGGUGGGUGAAUACAACUUCAUCAAGGUGAUGUUCUUGUCCCCCAAUACCAAUCCUCUCAUCCAGCCCAUGCACCAGCAAGUCAUCUCAAAUUUUAAAAAACUGUACACCAAGGCCAUGUUCCAGAGAUGUUUUGAAGUGACAAACGAGACCGAACUGACCCUAAGAGAGUUUUGGAAGGAUCAUUAUAAUAUCCUCCAUUGCCUAAGAAUCAUAGACAAAGCAUGGAGGGAAGUGUCUCCGAGGACAAUGAACUAUGCUUGGAAAAAACUCUGGCCUGAAUGUGUUACAGGCAGAGACUCUGAAAGCUUUGAGGAACUGCCAGUUGUGCCUGCUAUUGUGUGUCUGGGCAGGGCCAUGGGCUUGGAGGUGAGUGAAAAUGAUGUGGAGGAGUUAGUGGAGGAUCACAAGAAUGAACUCACCAAAGAAGAACUUCAGGACCUCCUCAAGAUGCAGCAAGAGGAAGUGGCACAGGAAAUUUCUUUAGAGGAAGAAGGUAAUAGGAACAUUACUAGUGCUGAAAUCAAGGAACUGUGCUUCCUGUGGUCUAAAACACAGGCCAUUGUUGAAAAGUGGCACCCUAACAAGGCAGUGGUGAACAAGAGCAUAAACUUGUUCAAUGACAAUGUGAUUGAUUACUUCAGAAAAAUUCAGAAGUAGUCACCAACACACAACUUUGGAAAGGUUGUUCUCUAAAGAAAGCCAGUCCAGUGACCCCAGCCCUCUACAGAUCUUACUGUUAUGAGAAUGAAGAAGCAAAGAAAGCAAACACCAGAAGCACAGUCACCUGAUGUUUUAUGGAAGGUGACUAACCUCAAAGCAGUAAACCCUCCCCCUCCCUCCUCUCCAAUUUAGAAGUGCACCUUCACUAAGGUAAAUGAUGCCAUUUUUUCUUGCAUCAAUAAUUGAUCACUGAUUGAUGGAAAAUGUAACAAAAUACACAAUGCUCUACUGUUGGCCACUUCCAAUAUCACUUCUGUCCAAAAAAUCACAAAUACAGAUUUAUGGAACAAAUUUUACACAAAUAUGCAGCUUUGCUUUUGUGAAAGUACUCUGCAGAUCAAACCUAUCAAACCUACUGACAAACAGCCUAAUAUGCAACCAUAAUGACAUUUAAAAGUUCUACAAAUACAAGUCUAUAAAAAGAUUGUCUGUAUUUUCCUUAUGAUUUCUAGCUCUCCAUAUAUAUAAAUAAUUGAGUUGUGACACUCAGGAUAUUUUAUUGGUCUGUAAUACUAAAUAAAUCAGUCAAUUGUUGUUCUGUGAUAAGGUGACAGGCCUGACCCAUACUAAAGUUAAUGAAAGAAGCACAUCACUA